ACAGUGAAGAAUAAACAAAAUCGGCGGAGAGCUGAAAACAAAACCCUGGUUACAUUUUGACAAGAGAAAUGGCUUGGCGAAGCGCAUCCAGGUCUCUGUUUUCCACCGCCAGAAUUUCAAUUUCUCGCUCCUCAUCUUCUUCUCUACCGCGCCUUCGUUCGCAGCCCCAUCUAAUCGGCCAGCGCAUCAACACUCGCCGCCUUCUAUCAACUUCAAACCUAGGCGCAAUUGGAUGCACUCAAUCGUUGUUGCCACUCCACAGUGUGGUUGCUGCUACUCGUUUGACCUCUCAUAUCUCGGUCGAGGCUCGUGCCUGGUGUGAGCUUACUCAGGUAUAUUGUUUGGUUUGGGUGGACAGAAUGCAACGAGAAAGGAAUGUAAUGAAAGAUGUGAAGUAAAAUUAAAGGUAAAAUGAAAUUUUGUAAGAUGAAAGAGUGUAAAGAGAAUAGUCUAGCAAAAUCUACUACCAUCUUCAGCCCUUAAGGUUGUAAAGAAAAAUGAGUAGGAAUGGGAGGGGUGUUCAAUCUUAGGGCGAGUUUUAUGUUGAAACAGUUGGGGAAUGAGUUGGAGGAAUGUAUGAUUAUUUAUGACACCAAGGAUCAUCCAAUGAUCACAACCGGUUAAAGGAAUUCGUGAGGGAAGUGUUCUGGUGUUGUAUAAGGUCAGUUGUUUCAUCAACAUAGAUGAAACUCCUCGAUACUCACUUUUCACCGGCUACUCUAGUAUUUUAGGCAUUUUCAAUUAAUUUGUAAUGUCAGACAUGUUGUAUAAUUAAUGAAUCUCUAUGUUUCUAACAAUUUGUAUGGAUUUAUAAUACCAUGUGAAUUUAUGUGAUUUCGUAUGAACUUAUUUGAAUUUGUAUGCAUUUAUGUGAGUUUAAGUGAAAUUUUUGUGAUUUUGUACAAAAUUAUUUCAAUUUGUAU
Molecule: messenger RNA, 923 nt
Organism: Daucus carota subsp. sativus
Lineage: Eukaryota; Viridiplantae; Streptophyta; Magnoliopsida; Apiales; Apiaceae
Exons: 3
Coding region: 69-398 (109 amino acids)
Source: RefSeq, a predicted model, not a curated record